UACACAAAAACAUACACAGGAAGAAACGGGGAAAAGGAAAAAGAAAACUCUCCAGGCUCUUUCUCUUCUCGACGACUACGAGAGCCUAACCCUUCUCUCUCUCUCUCUCCAUCGAUUCGGAUUGCUUGUUCAAUUAAUACCCACCUUCAUCUUGUCUGAAUUCCACGUCAUUUUUUCAUGUCUCACCAUUGACAAUCCCCGAUCUCCCCCUCCUCCUCGUCGUCGUCAGAUCACCAGGUUGUACGCUAUUCUCAGUCAAUCUCUUGCAUAUGAUUGAGAUUCUCUCUCCUUUUUUCUCAACCCAUAUCGGUUAAUCUCGUCUCGAGCUGUAUUAUCCGAUUUGGCUUUGAAUGCCGAUGGUCCUAAGGAGAGAGAGUGAGGUAUGGACGUGAAUACGGUGCGUUUCGGGGUCGUCGUCUUCGUCCACAUGCAGUUUGGGGUUGGUACGUGCGCUUGAGCCACGAACUGUCGUCUAGAGAGAGCAAAGGGAAUAAAGGGUGAGAGGAAGAGAUCGAUGGCGACUCAGGUGGCGAAGGUGAGGAGGGAGACGGUUGCGGCAUGCAUGACCUGUCCUCUCUGCGACAAGCUCCUCCGCCACGCCACCACCAUCUCCGAGUGCCUCCACUCGUUCUGUAGGAAAUGCAUUUACGAUAAAAUCACAGAGGAUGAGAUAGAAUGUUGUCCAGUAUGCAAUAUUGACCUCGGUGGCACCCCAUUGGAGAAAUUGAGGCCUGACCACAAUCUGCAAGACUUGAGGGCCAAAAUAUUUCCUCUAAAACGAAGAAAGGUUGAAGCUCCUGAAGUUGUCCCCUCUAUUGCGUUACCCCCGAGGAGAAAGGAGAGAUCGAUCUCAUCCUUAGUAGUAAGCACACCUAGGGUUUUAGCCCAAACCGGUUCAACUGGAAGAAGAGCCAAAUCUUUCACAAGAAAAGAUUUGCGUGGUAGCAGUUCCUUGGCCGAUAGAAUCGUCAAGAAAGAAGAAGACGACGAUCCAGAAAGCACGAGCUCGCCGGAAACUUUGAACAAGUUUACUCUGAACAAAAGGCAGGUAAAGAAGGUGAUUAAUGCUGACUCUCUCUCUCUGUUUGCUAUGGCUUCCAUUUCGUUUUGGCAGAGUUUCAUUUCAGUCGAACCUUUGAAUUUUCUCGUCGAAGUGGCAAACAGGACAAAACCGUUGAAGUCUUCUACUUCUCAAGGUUCGGACGUGAAAUCUGAACAGGCAAAUGUGGCUGAAAAUGAAGGUCAAGCGAGUAAAAUUAAAACCAAGGAUCACAAAAGUAAAUGUAAAGUCGAGGACGAGAAGAAUAACAUCGGUCAUCCUGUAACAACAUCGGAAACAGCUACUCCUAAAAGAUUGCGUAGGACUCGCCGGAAAAGGUCUGCCUCUUUUGGUGAUUCAAGAAUUCCUCCACACCCAGAUUCUCGAAUUGGAAAACGGGAGAGGAGAAAUGGUCCCGUUUGGUUCUCCCUUGUUGCAUCCAAUGAUCGGGAAGGAGAAGCAUCAUUGCCUCAAAUUCCGUCAAACUACUUGAGAAUAAAGGAUGGAAAUAUUCCGGUCUCUUUUAUCCAAAAGUAUCUCGUGAGGAAGCUCGAUCUCGAGAGCGAGACCGAGGUAGAGAUAAGAUGUAUGGGAGAACCAGUGAUUCCGACACUGCAGCUACACAGUUUGGUGGAUCUAUGGUUGGAAACAUCGUCGAAACACCGUCGGGUUGCUGCCUCGGUAGGUUCCUCGGCCAAGGAUUUCGUUAUGGUUCUCGUCUACGCUCGAAAGCUACCCGAACCGGACGAGUCCUAGGAGAAAAAAUCAAGGAUUUGUUUCGCUGCCGAAGGUAAUAAACCUUGAAGGAGUAUUUCUUCAACAUGGCCUGAAACCACAAUCUGAAAUUGCAAAGAUAAGUUUGAUGUUUGUACUGUUUUCAUGAAGUUGUUUCUGUGUUUUUUUUUCUUACAGAACAUCAGUUUCUUAGGCAGAUGUUCUUGGAACUUUGGGACAUCAUUGCGUUGCGUGUAAGAUGAGGAAAUGCUGUCAUUUUUAUGGAAUUUUUUGUAGGGUUUUAUAAAUUUAAUCAAAGAGAAAAAAAAACAUAAACUUUUAAAUUUACCAUAUAAAUAC
Tarenaya hassleriana is the source of this 2113-nucleotide messenger RNA. Its product is annotated as E3 ubiquitin protein ligase DRIP2-like. The record is from RefSeq and is a predicted model, not a curated record. Bases 515 to 1795 code for a protein of 426 amino acids. Gene Ontology annotation, molecular function: metal ion binding; ubiquitin-protein transferase activity. The transcript has 7 exons. Lineage: Eukaryota; Viridiplantae; Streptophyta; Magnoliopsida; Brassicales; Cleomaceae.